CAGUGGCAUCGUUGUGAGCAACACCAUUCGAGAAGUGACAGGUUCGAGAGUCCCAAAGCGGAAUCGUUUGAAGUCUCUAGAAGCCUCACGCCAUUUCUGCAUAUUUCGGUUCACUCGGUGUCGUCAAGCUGAGUUCCACAGAAUGUGGUCUCGUACUCCGGUCUUCAGGUCUAUAAAUCACACACCAUCUCUCCCUCUUCAGACUGUCUUUCAGCAGACCAGAUCAGAUCAGAACACUUCAUGUCUAAUACCCUUCGAAAAUUUCCACACCGCGUAACUCCAGCAAUCUUCGGCAUCUCCAAGCCAAAGCGAACUCAAACAAGAAACAUGGCUCUCUUCCCACGCAUCCCAUCUUCAUUCGGCCCCUACCGCUCCGACAUGGGCCCAUUCUUCAACCUCUUCAACGACACCUUCUCUGAGCUCCAGAAGCUGUCUGACAACGCAUCUCGGACCUUCGCACCCAAAUUCGACGUCAAGGAAGCCAAAGACAGCUACAUUCUGGAGGGGGAACUGCCUGGAAUCGACCAAAAGGAUGUCGUCAUCGAGUUUGCCGACGAACAGACUCUCACGGUGAAAGGCAAAACGGAGACCUUCAGAGAGGAGGGAACCAAACCAAGCGAGGCCAACGGCGAGGGCAAGAAAGAAGAAGCCGCGUCUGGCAGCAAAGAAGUGGCCACGACUGGCUCCAAGGAAGUUGCAAAGGCCGAACCACAGCACACCUAUUGGGUCUCAGAACGCAGCGUCGGCGAAUUCGCCCGCUCGUUCUCCUUCCCCAACCCAGUCGACCACGAGAAGGUCAAGGCCAGCAUGAAGAACGGAAUUCUGAGCAUCGUCGUUCCGAAGCUAACAAAGCAGAAGACGGCGAAGAGGAUUGAGAUCAGCCAGGAGUAAAAGCACACAAGUCACGAGGCGAAAAGCAGUUAAUAGCAGGAUUUCACGGGGUCAUCUAUUCAACCGAGGUCUGACACUACAUCUAGCCACAAAUCACGACAUUUCUCACUCGCACUGCACCUUCAACCACUAUCCAACAGUGCAAGCUCUCCCUGCUGUUUCCACGUUCCUUAUCCCAGAAAAACCUCAUGGCGACUCGAGUGACAUUCCUUCACAAGCAUGAAUGGUGUUUGGCGCGAAGUUUCUAGUUUGGGGUCUCAAAAAACAUCAAAAAUCAAAAAGUCCACAGCCUUGCACCGGCCUGUACAAGUAACAUCAUGGACGGAUAUCUAUCAUGGUUCCUCAGAUAGUCCCCGUGGUCCUGUAAUAGCAUCCAUUUCAAACCAGAACAAAAGUGCCUGAUUGUCCAUUUGUGCCCUCUCUCCUGCAUUCAAGCUAGCACGGAAUAUAACAUAUCCUUCAGACUUAACCGGACUAGGGUGUGAUUUGGUAGUGUCUCG
Cladophialophora immunda is the source of this 1391-nucleotide messenger RNA. RefSeq lists its product as uncharacterized. The record is from RefSeq and is a predicted model, not a curated record. NCBI's taxonomy places the organism in Eukaryota, Fungi, Ascomycota, Eurotiomycetes, Chaetothyriales, Herpotrichiellaceae. Gene Ontology annotation, biological process: response to heat; protein complex oligomerization; protein folding. Bases 241 to 891 code for a protein of 216 amino acids. The transcript has a single exon.